AUGCGGUCCACGCCUCUCCGCUUCGUCGCCCUCGCGAUCCUACUCGCCUUCUCCCUCCUCCUCACCGGCGAAUUCGAAAUGCAACGACGGUUCGACCCGCAACGGCCAUUCCGCGCGCAGCGGCUCCUCUUCCUCUUACAUCCCACGCACCGCAUGCACACUGCAGCGGACGGCGACGCGAGCCGUGCGACGAACGACGCGACAAGCCGCAGUAACCCGCACCAGGGCGACGAAUCCGAGCAAGAGACGGAGGAUCCGACUCCCGCGGUCGCCGCGCCGCCGCUUUCCGCGGAGGAUUUUAAAACCCUAGAGAGCCUAAUAGAGCAACCUGUGGAGGAGGAGGAUGGGCAGGAGAACGAGGAGGAGGGGGAGAAAGGAGGGGAGGAGGAGGAAGGGGAGGAUCAGGAGAAGGAAAAGGGGAAGGUGGGUUGGGGGUGGGUGGGGAGACUGGUGGGGUUCGGGAGCCAAUUGGCGAAUGCCAUGUGGGAGAGAGUUGGGGGGGUUGUGAGAGGCGGGGUGGAGGUGUGGGAGAAGCGGGAGAAGGCGGCGAGGAGUAGGAAGGAGUGGCGGAGAGUGGUUGAGAGCGAUAGGAGGAAGAGGAUGGAGGCGAGGAGGAGAGGUGCAGCAGUAGCAGGAGUGGACGACUGUUUAAACGAGCUGCAGCGUGUGACUGAAAUGGACGGACUCCGACCCGACGCGCUGCUUCCCAGAAACUUCUCCGUGCACCUGCUGACGCUGGACCCCUCGCGGCGCCGCACGGGGCUGCCUUUGAGGCUGCACGAGUGGCAAGCUGAGAGCGUGUUUGUCAUCGGGACGGGGGAGCCGGGCAAGGGACGACGAGAGACGCUGCUGGUAUGGCACUCAAGCCGUGCGCCUAUCUCCUCUUCAUUCCUUCUGUUUCCCACUCUACUCGUUUCCCCCUCUCUCUUUCCCCCACCACCUCUGCUCAUCUCCUCUGCCUCCCCACCUCUGUCUGUCCCCCACCUGUCACCUGUGCCCGUUACACCCCACCUGUGCCCCACAUGUGCUCUCUGGCAGAAUCUGGACCGUCGGUUCCGAGCAGCAGGGCUGCAGUACACGCAGGUUGUGAUGCCCAUGGCGCUGGAAGAGCCGUUUAAAGCCCGGUACGACCCAGUGUUCCCUGCACGCUCGCUCGCCCUCCGCUCCACCUUCCACCCCCACGACCUCGCAUACGCGUUCGCGCAUUUCGAGGUGUGGGCGAGGGUGGUGGUGCUGCGGCUGCCGUACGCAUUGGUGUUUGAGGACGAUGCACGGAACGAGGUGGACUCGAAUGCAGCCUGGAAGCAGAGGAUGGAAGGGCUAUUACGCCAGCUCAACCUGCUGAUAAUCCAGAACGGAAAUCGAUUCUUCUUUGACGUGCUGCUGCUGGCUCGCUCUGCCCUCGCGCCCUACUCGGAGCAGCAGCUCACAGCCAACAUUCUCAAGGCGCAACCCAGCAUGGGGUCACAUGCGUACCUCAUUACCUAUGCUGGGGCCAAGAAGAUGCUUGCUCGCAUGCGGCUUAACGUGCCGAUAUCAGAGGCGUUUUUCACCGUCCCACACGCGCACAUCCUAGCAGCAGACCCGCCUCUCUUCAACUCCCAGAUGUUCAUGUGCCGCCCCAAGCCCUGCCGCGUGCCGCCCCUCGACCUCCACUCCUCCUCCCGCCUCUCCUCCGCCUGCCGGGAAACCCUCUUCCUCAGCUUCCCCGGGCACCCCCGAAUCAGGGGGAAUAUUGUGAGGAAGGAUUGGGUCCCAGGGUUGAGGCCACCUGCAACGGUGCGUGUACUGAUGCGAUCCAUGCCGCCCAAACUGGCCAUGUGGCCGACAUUCGUGAUCGGAUUGGCCGAAGACGCCGACCGAUUCGUCUCAUUAGAACCGGUGCUACAGCAGCAGGGAUUCGGAGAGAUAGUCAAGGCAAACGGCAUUUCAGUCUCCAACACGGAUUACCAGGUGGUGACUCACCUGGUGGACAAGGAGCAUCGGGCGCGCACCCGAACCACGCCGUGGUGGCAGGAGAAGCAGGCCCGGCCGACCCUGAGCAAGGGCGAGGUGGGGUGCGCACUCUCGCACUACUUCGUCUGGCUGGAAGUCGUGCGAAGGCAGCUCCCAUACGCCAUCAUAUUCGAAGACGACGUGCGGUUCUUAACACAUUCCUUCAAAGAGGUGUUUGAGCGAGACGUGGCGGAAGCAAACGAGGUGAUUACACGGGAGAUCAACCCGUUCCGGCCGGAUAUAGUCUUUCUCGGGAAAUCCGGCAUCAUGACUUCGUUCUACUACCCGAAGCUGUCGCAACACGUGGUGGUUUCCCCGCUCGUGUGGUGCUCGUUCGCGUAUAUAGUGUCGCUGGAGGGCGCUCGGAAGCUGGUGGAGAGGUUUUUUGUGAACGAUCCGGUGGACUCGUACUGGUGGCAGGUGCCUGGGAUGCAGUUCUGGGCGUUUGAGCCGUCGCUGGCGGACCAUCUGACGGUGAAGAGGAAGAAGAGAGGCAAGGGCGUGCAGUUCGUGAGCAGAGUGCAGGGGACUGACAGCGAGUGGUAG
Messenger RNA from Closterium sp. Naga37s-1, 2541 nucleotides. The record is from the annotation of a GenBank genome assembly. NCBI's taxonomy places the organism in Eukaryota, Viridiplantae, Streptophyta, Zygnematophyceae, Desmidiales, Closteriaceae.